Impatiens glandulifera is the source of this 1092-nucleotide messenger RNA. RefSeq names its product alpha N-terminal protein methyltransferase 1. The record is from RefSeq and is a predicted model, not a curated record. NCBI's taxonomy places the organism in Eukaryota, Viridiplantae, Streptophyta, Magnoliopsida, Ericales, Balsaminaceae. The transcript is spliced from 8 exons. Gene Ontology annotation, biological process: N-terminal protein amino acid methylation. Gene Ontology annotation, cellular component: cytoplasm. The coding region runs from base 100 to 927 and encodes 275 amino acids. Gene Ontology annotation, molecular function: methyltransferase activity.
UAUACUUUCUCCUUUCCUGCGCAUCCCUUUCGUAGCCAUCUGCUGUUGCCUGAGUUAGAAUUGAGUAUCGCCGCCAGAAAACGGGUGACAGUGAAGAGCAUGGAGACUGCUGGAUUAGAUUCCGACGGUCGAGAAUUCAAGAAUUCUCAGGAGAUGUGGAGGGAGCAGGUCGGGGACCAGCAAAAGAAAACCGUUUGGUAUACUGAAGGCGUAGGGUACUGGGAAGGUGUGGAGGCAUCAGUGGACGGAGUAUUGGGUGGAUAUGCACACGUUAGUGAGCCCGAUGUGAAAGAUAGUGAAGUAUUUCUUAAUACCCUACUGAGCGAUCUUUUUGCUGACAGGAGAAAUGGAAAACUUGUUGCAUUAGAUUGUGGUGCUGGCAUCGGUAGAGUUACAAGGAAUCUUCUUAUAAGAUACUUUAAUGAGGUCGAUCUGCUUGAACCCGUAGCUCAUUUUCUGGACACUGCUCGUGAAAACAUGGCACCUGAAAACCUUCCAGUGGAUAACACACACAAAGCCGUCAAUUUUUAUUGUGUUCCACUUCAGGACUUCACUCCUGAUGCUGGAAGAUAUGAUGUUAUAUGGAUCCAGUGGUGUAUUGGGCAUUUAUCAGAUGAUGAUUUUAUUUCAUUCUUCAAGAGAGCAAAGGGUGGCCUCAAACCAGGCGGCUUGUUUAUUUUGAAGGAGAACAUUGCAAAAGCUGGAUUUGUUCUGGACAAAGAAGAUAGGAGCAUCACACGGUCAGACUCAUAUUUCAAAGAGCUAUUCAAUCGGUGUGGUCUGCAUGUAUACAAAAUCAAGGAUCAGAAAGGAUUUCCAAAGGAACUUUUUGCUGUGAAGAUGUAUGCAUUAACACUUGAUUUACCUAGGAGAGCUCCAUCUUCAAGGCCUAAACGACAAUCAAACAGACCAGGAAUCAUCCGUUGAUUUUGACUAUCCAUGUCAAUAAGAGAUGAAAUGGAUUGUCUUCCCUCAACAUAUGAAUAAUUUAGAAACUGAGGUUGUUAAUGUGAAGGUGUGUAUGAUAUAUAAGCGGUUUUGGAUGAAACUAACUUAAACCUGUAAUAUCUUUAACAACUACAAUUAUUUAUG